AGCUUUUGAUAAUCAGUGGAGGAUUGAGCUUGGCUGUCGCGUGUACUUCGAAAAUGUUUUUAACGCGAUAUUGAUAUACUUUGAAUUAUACUAUUAUAUUAAAUCGCAUCGAAUAAUAGCUGAUUCAACAGAACGAACGAACGAUUUACGCUAGAGUUAACAGCUAAAUCGCUUUUCCAGAAAAUCUCGUGCUAUACGACUGAUUUCGUAUAGCGCGUGGUUAGCGUUCUGGUUUUGCGAACAUUCGAUUCUGUCACAAUGAAUAUGUGGUAAACAACCAAAUGGACUGAUUAAAUUCUUACGUUGCAACGACUAUUGUUAUCAGAUACAGCAGCGAUCAUAGCUUUCCUAAACUUUGUUCCGCUUUGAACCUGCAAUUUGUAAUACGAGCUGUAUAAAGCCGGAUUUACAUAACCUCAAAAGAGUAACUUAAUUUCGGACGUUCGAAAAGCGAUUGUAAAGAUCUCAAGGAAAAGAUGGUACCCCUUGGUCCUUUACCUGGUCAUCAUUCAACCAUGAAUAAUAGUAGCUCUAUGUCCUCCAGUGGCUCGAAAGGGAGCUCUGCUCUGAAACCGAAUUACACACUUAAAUACACGCUUGCUGGACACACAAAAGCUGUGUCUUCGAUUAAAUUUAGUCCCAAUGGCGAAUGGUUGGCAAGCUCGGCUGCGGAUAAACUCAUAAAAAUCUGGGGUUCUUACGAUGGGAAGUUUGAAAAAACUAUAGCUGGUCAUAAACUAGGAAUUUCUGAUGUAGCAUGGUCGAGCGACAGCAGACUUCUGGUUUCCGCAUCAGAUGAUAAAACUCUUAAAAUAUGGGAGUUGAGUUCGGGUAAAUGUUUGAAGACUUUGAAAGGGCAUAGUAAUUACGUAUUCUGCUGCAACUUCAAUCCUCAAUCAAAUCUCAUUGUUUCCGGAUCGUUUGACGAAAGCGUCAGAAUUUGGGACGUCAGAUCAGGCAAAUGUUUGAAAACGCUACCAGCGCACUCGGAUCCUGUUAGUGCGGUUCAUUUCAACAGGGAUGGCUCUCUCAUAGUUUCCAGUAGUUACGACGGUUUGUGUCGAAUUUGGGACACUGCUUCCGGUCAAUGUCUCAAAACUCUCAUAGAUGAUGACAAUCCACCCGUUUCUUUUGUUAAGUUUUCGCCCAAUGGAAAAUACAUACUAGCAGCAACACUCGAUAAUACCCUUAAAUUGUGGGAUUAUAGUAAAGGAAAAUGUUUGAAAACUUAUACAGGACAUCGUAAUGAGAAAUAUUGCAUAUUUGCAAAUUUCUCUGUGACCGGUGGAAAGUGGAUCGUUUCGGGCUCUGAAGACAAUAUGGUUUACAUUUGGAAUCUCCAAACUAAAGAAAUCGUUCAAAAAUUACAAGGACACACGGAUGUUGUUUUGUGCACCACUUGCCAUCCUACAGACAAUAUAAUUGCUUCAGCUGCUCUCGAAAACGACAAAACAAUAAAAUUAUGGAAAAGCGACACAUAGAGAAAAUACGAUAUAUAAGUUUGUUCCGACGGCUGUCAUAUGUUUCCUGUACAAAUUAUUGAUAUCCUAAAAAAACGAGAGAGAAAAGAAGAAAAAAAUAUGACGAAUGACACAGCAAUGCCCGAAUGUAAAGAUGUGGAGAUUUUAUUUUCGUAUAAGAAAUAAAUAGCAUCUGUUUUUUAGAGGCAGAUGCAAAGAUGGUA
Messenger RNA from Venturia canescens, 1684 nucleotides. RefSeq names its product WD repeat-containing protein wds (gene wds). The coding region runs from base 477 to 1481 and encodes 334 amino acids. The record is from RefSeq and is a predicted model, not a curated record. The transcript is spliced from 8 exons. Gene Ontology annotation, molecular function: microtubule plus-end binding; dynein complex binding. Gene Ontology annotation, cellular component: cytoplasmic microtubule; kinetochore; microtubule associated complex. Gene Ontology annotation, biological process: microtubule organizing center organization; nuclear migration; vesicle transport along microtubule. Lineage: Eukaryota; Metazoa; Arthropoda; Insecta; Hymenoptera; Ichneumonidae.